UUUGUUUACAGUCAAAAAAAUCCUUGUGUUUACAGCAGAUGUGUUACUCAUGAUGGAUAUUAUCAGCUGUGUCCAACAACCAAGACAUCAAGAACAUCUCCACUACAAUGUGAACUCCUGGUUUCCCUGGGAAGACGGGAGAGAGCUGGGUGAAUGCAAUGCAGUGGUGCCCUGGCUGCUGGUGCCUGAUACAGGGACCAGGGCUCGGGACCUGAACGCUCGGGACGUGGACGCUCGGGACCUGGAUGCCCGGGACCUGGACGCCUGGGACCUGGACACCCGGGACCUGGACACCUGGGACCUGGACACUGGGGACCUGGACGCUCGGGACCUGGACGCCCGGGACCUGGACACUCGGGACCUGACUGCUGAUGCUGAGGAUCUGCUGUGGUUCUGA
This is a messenger RNA of Cyprinus carpio (common carp), 397 nucleotides long. RefSeq names its product protein TIC 214-like. The coding region runs from base 50 to 397 and encodes 115 amino acids. NCBI's taxonomy places the organism in Eukaryota, Metazoa, Chordata, Actinopteri, Cypriniformes, Cyprinidae. The transcript is spliced from 3 exons. The record is from RefSeq and is a predicted model, not a curated record.